GAAUUCGUGUGAUAACAUUUGAAAACAGAUAACGUGACGACAAUUUUGAAUUUUGAAUUUGAAAAUUGAAUGAUGUUUCUAAGUUUUUAUUUUUUAGUUGGGGAAUUCAGAAAAAUUAUUCAAUGUGUUUCGUGAUGUCGCGAAUAAUCGUGAAAAAUCUUCAUAGCAGUGUUACUGAAAAGAAAUUGAAAGGAAAAUUCUCGGAGAAAGGUGUUGUGACUGAUGUACAGUUGAAAUACACCAAGGAUGGAAAAUUUAGACAUUUCGGUUUCGUGGGAUAUCAAACUAGAGAAGAAGCAGAAGCAGCAGUUGAAUAUUUCGAUAAAUCAUAUUUCAAUUCUUUACGGAUAACAGUUCAAUUCUGCUCCGAAUUGGGAGAUACGAAUAAACCUAAAGCUUGGAGUAAAUAUGCACCAGACAGUACAUCUUUUAAAAAAUCACAACAAGCUGACAAAAAACCUGAUCUCAAGAGUAAAUCAGUAGAAACCGAUCCUGUAACAAAACACCUAAAUGAAAAAAUUGAGAAACUUAAAGAUGAUCCAGAAUUUUUAGAGUUUCUACAAGUGCAUAAAAAGGAUCGUAAGGUUUGGGAAAAUGAUGACAUAACAGCUUUCUUAUCUUUCAAAGCGAAAAGUUCUGAUGAAAAAAGUGAAGCGGAACUGUCCGAUGAAGAUGAAUCGUCAGAAAGAGAAGAAAAGAAACUCGCUGAAGAUCAAACAAUUUCAGAUGCAGAGUAUCUGCAAUUGAAAGCCGGUAAGAAAACACUAAAUGAAGUAGAGAAGAAAACAGAAUCUACGAGAUAUUUCACUCUAGUUGUACGUGGAUUACCUUACAAAGUUCGAAAAAAGAAUAUCAAAGAAUUUUUUCAGCCUCUGAAAAUAGAUUCAAUACGGAUCCCACCGAAAGUCAAGGGUAUUGCGUAUAUUGGAUUUAAAAACGAAAACAGCAUGAAAAAAGCACUCAACAGAAACAAGAGUUUUAUAGAAGGAAAACAAAUAUUUAUCCAAUGUGUACAUGAAAAAACUGAGACCAAUAAUUCAUCAGGUGCACAAAAAAAUGAAAAAUGGCAAAAACAAGAAGAUGGUUUAAAAACAGAGGAAACUAUUGCAGAAUCAGGACGAAUUUUUUUCCGUAACUUACCUUACACUGCCACAGAAGAAGAAAUUCAAGCACUUUUUGAGAAAUAUGGUCCUAUUACUGAAACUCUAGUACCCAUCGAUAAAGUUACCAGAAAAAUAAAAGGAUAUGGAAUUGUCACAUUCUUGAUACCUGAACACGCUAUCAAAGCAUUCAGUGAAUUGGAUGGAACCAUAUUUCAUGGACGGAUGUUACACUUGCUUCCUGGAAAAUCAAAAGAAAAUAAUGAAAUUGGACCAGAAGAAGGAAGUUCAUUUAAAACUAAAAAAAUUAAGAAAUUGAAAGAAGAGGCUGGCUCUUCGCAUAAUUGGAAUACAUUAUUUAUGGGGCAAAACGCAGUAGCUGAUAUUAUUGCCAACAACUAUGAUUUAUCUAAAGAAGAAGUUUUUUCCGGAAGUAAUGCAGCCGUUCGAUUAGCUCUGGGAGAAACGCAAUUAGUGAAUGAAACCAAGGAAUUUCUCGAAGGAAGCGGAGUCAAAUUGGACGCAUUCAAUAGAGUUGUAAAUCAUCGAAGUAAGACUGUUAUAUUAGCCAAAAACUUACCAGUAGGCACCACUGUAAACGAAAUACGAGAAUUAUUCAAUAAACAUGGUGUAUUAGGAAGAACACUUUUACCACCUCAUGGAGUCACAGCAAUUAUAGAGUUCAUUGAACCAUCAGAAGCUAGAACUGCGUUUAAACGAUUAGCAUAUUCAAAAUUUAAAAAUUUACCUCUUUACUUGGAGUGGGCUCCAGAUGACACUUUUGUUCAAGAUGUGCCUGAAAAAGUGCCCGCUAUAAACGAAGAACCCAGUAAAGGUGUUGAAGAUGAAAUAGACGAUCCGGAAGAUGAUGCUACUUUAUUCAUUAAAAAUUUAAAUUUCGAAACGACAGAAGAUAGUAUCAAAGAGCAUUUUAAAAACUGUGGAAAAAUUGCCAAUGUAACGGUAGCUCGGAAGAAAGAUCCAAAAAAAUCAGAUGCAUUGCUUUCGAUGGGUUACGGAUUUAUUCAGUUUUAUAGAAAAAAUUCAACCAACGUAGCUUUAAAGACAUUACAACAAUCGAUGUUGGAUGGGCAUUGUAUAGAAUUGAGUAGAUCAAAUAGAACCUUGAAAGCCGAUUCUCAUUUAGCAAGGAAAGAAAAUAAUGUAGAAAAACAAACUGGUACUAAGAUUCUCGUGAGGAAUAUUCCAUUUCAAGCGAAACAAUCUGAAUUACAAGAACUCUUUAAGACUUUUGGUGACAUUAAAGCACUCAGAUUACCCAGGAAAAUGGUGGGGACUGGUCCUCAUCGUGGAUUUGCCUUCGUUGAAUAUCAUUCAAAACAGGAUGCCAAGAAAGCAAUGCAAUCGUUAUGUCAAAGUACUCAUUUGUAUGGUCGUCGAUUGGUUCUGGAAUGGGCGCAAUCUACUGAAGAAGAUAUUGAUCAAAUUCGUAAAAGAACUGCUGAGCGAUUUCAUACAGAACAAGAAGUCAGGAGUAAGAAAAGUACAGCUGAUAUUAUUAAUACUGAACAGAGUGAUGACGAAUAAUUUUAUUUUGUUAUUAAUGAAUAUUUUUAUUAAAAAAAUUCUUUCUCAAAA
This is a messenger RNA of Planococcus citri (citrus mealybug), 2699 nucleotides long. Its product is annotated as probable RNA-binding protein 19. NCBI's taxonomy places the organism in Eukaryota, Metazoa, Arthropoda, Insecta, Hemiptera, Pseudococcidae. The record is from RefSeq and is a predicted model, not a curated record. Gene Ontology annotation, molecular function: mRNA binding. The transcript has 17 exons. Gene Ontology annotation, cellular component: nucleus. The coding region runs from base 123 to 2648 and encodes 841 amino acids.